AGACGCUUUUAUGUGAGACCAACGGAAGGGGUUUCCCCAAACGCAUGCUGUACGAUAUUAGACCACGUUUUGCCGAAGUUAAUAAACAGACAUGGUUGUUUUGACAACUUUUUCGGCUCCUUCGGAGUUAGUUCGACACAAGGAAAGAGAUACAGUCGUUAAUAUUGAUGGUACUGGGUAUGGAAACGGUACACUCUUCAUAACUGAAACUAUUGUAGCCUGGCAAAAUGUUGAAGGGAAAGGUUUUUCGUUGAAUUACCCAAAGAUCAGUCUCCAUGCAUUGUCCAGAGAUACAUCGGCUUUUCCUCAGGAAUGUCUGUACUUGAUGGUAGAAGGCAAGCUACCAGAAGAAGUUGAUCCUUCAGAGAGACAGGACAGUGAGGAAGAAGAGGAAGAGGAUGAAAGUCAGGUCAUCACCGAAGUACGAUUUGUUCCCUCCGACAAAAGUUCAUUACAAACAAUGUUUUCCUCCAUGUCCGACUGUCAAGCUCUACAUCCUGAUGAACAAGACACAGAUUCAGAAGCUGAAGCUGAAGAGGGCAUGGUGUAUUAUGAUGUUGACGAGGGAUAUGACAACUUGACACUACAGGGACAGGCCACACUACAACAUCUGGAGAACCUCCUUAUCUCUGGUCAGGGUGAUGGUCAGCCUAGCGGUGAAGUACCCAAUGGCACAAAUGUACCAUCAGAACAAUUUGAAGAUGCUGAUGAGAUGGACCAAUAAAUCUGAUCUGAACUUCUCUGAUGAAAUGGAUCAGUAACCUUUAUUUUGGCUACCGAGGAAAUGUAAAGUGACCUUGACCUUGGAGGAGAUGGACUAAAGCCUUAGCCCUAGCUGCUACUGAGACAGGCCAGUAACUGACUUUGGAUACUGAGGAGAUAGAAGGUGACCUUGACCUUGGCUGGUGAAGAGAUGGACCUGUGACCUUUACCUUGACUGUUUACAAGACAGGCCAGUGACCUAGGUUGUGGCAGUAAACAUUAGCGUUGGAUUUACUUGUUUCCCAGCAUUAUUGAAUUCUUCAAGAAUUUUCAAGUGGAAAAGAACAAAACUGUAAAAUGUUUUAAAACUUUUUGAUCCCUUAUUCAAACUUGUAAACAGAGAGAUAAACCUUUUGCUUUUUUAGAAACAAUUUUCAAAAUUUUCUUCCCUGUGCAAAAUUUUGAAAUGGCUAAGUGAUAGAUUAUAAGCAGGAGAGUGGAUAUGUGGAGAGUAUAAGUUUAUCUGUUACCAUUCACAGCUAUGUUACAGCUGUUGAUCUCAAAAGUGUCAAGGUAGGGCUGAACAUAGUCUAAAACAACACUGAACAGUGAGAUAGGCAGCAUACUAAUUCUGGUCAGGGUCACUGUGUGACAUAUUGUUAUUAGACAUCGGAACCAUAUCAGAAUAGCUACCAAACACAACUUCAUUCUGCUCGACCUUGCUAACCUUUAAGGUUGUACAAACUGUUCAUUAGGUAUAUGAGGUUACCUAUAUUGUGUCAUCAGAGAUGUCCAAGUUUGUGGAGGACUAUUAAGUGCUAUAUAUAGUUCUCAAUGUCACCAACACUUACACACUCACUCAGACUGAGCUCAAACACCGUUCAUGUAUACAUAUACCUGGGUAGAGUAACACAUGUUUGUAAUAAACCAGUGGAAAUCAGGAUAUUGAUCUUUAUGUUAUCAUUCGUCAUCAUCAUCAUCUUAAAUCACAUACCACGACCUUUUCUGAGAAUAUAUGUUGAAACUUGUUUGUGGUGAGAGAGAGAAAGAGAGAGUUUGUAUGGAAUACCAUGUAUCAUAUUGUUAGCCAUUUAUUUGUAAUAAAACUGCUUCUUUAUCA
Molecule: messenger RNA, 1822 nt
Organism: Mizuhopecten yessoensis (Yesso scallop)
Lineage: Eukaryota; Metazoa; Mollusca; Bivalvia; Pectinida; Pectinidae
Product: methylosome subunit pICln-like
Exons: 6
Coding region: 92-724 (210 amino acids)
Biological process (GO): cell volume homeostasis; mRNA cis splicing, via spliceosome; spliceosomal snRNP assembly
Cellular component (GO): cytosol; pICln-Sm protein complex; spliceosomal complex
Source: RefSeq, a predicted model, not a curated record